Messenger RNA from Diversispora eburnea, 339 nucleotides. The record is from the annotation of a GenBank genome assembly. NCBI's taxonomy places the organism in Eukaryota, Fungi, Glomeromycota, Glomeromycetes, Diversisporales, Diversisporaceae.
AUGGUAAAAACCGAACACGCUUGCUUGUCGUGUCAGAUCAAGAAAAGAAAAUGUGUGAAUUCUGGUGCUAGAAAUACUUGUGUAAGGUGUAUCGAAAAGAAUAUUCAAUGUGUUUAUUCUCGUCAUAAAAAAAGAGGACGCAGACCUAAAUUUGAAUCAUCCAUUUCAUCCAUUCUUAUGUUGAACGUUGCGUUACAAAAUGAUUAUCCUCAAAUGGAAAACCCAUCACCAACAAUUGAACCACAAGAAACACAAGAGUCACACGAACCACAAGAAUGUUCAAAUAAUCUUUCCCAAAAAGAUCUAGAAGAACUAUUUCCUGGCAUAUCAACUUCUUAA